Messenger RNA from Fusarium redolens, 897 nucleotides. RefSeq lists its product as uncharacterized. The transcript is spliced from 4 exons. NCBI's taxonomy places the organism in Eukaryota, Fungi, Ascomycota, Sordariomycetes, Hypocreales, Nectriaceae. The annotation marks the transcript as partial. The record is from RefSeq and is a predicted model, not a curated record.
CCCAUGUUCCGACCUAUCCAACCUAAGCAGUCAGCCGUCAAAGAGAUCUCACGAAGGGAGCAAGCGGAAGCCAUUGCACGGUUACUGCCCAAGAGGCGUCGGCGAGGCGGUCGGUUGCCAAAGAGAAGGCCAGACACAAGCGACCAGCCUCUGAGAAAACAGAUUCGAUUCGGAAUGCGCAGACAGAGAAGACGAGAUCUUCAAGCUGAGGACCUCGCCAGUGUGCUGGCCUUCUUAGAGGAAGAGUUUGCCGUAAAAGAAAGGUUGUCCAACGAGCAGACGUGGUGUGCGCCCAUACCGCACGAGAGAAAGGUGUCGACCGUGCAAGACUUCUAUAGAGCGUUCCACGAUGCGAACGCGUUACCAAUAUGGACUUGCACGUUGUGCUACCGCAAGCGCACGAAAAGGCUCUCGCUCGCCAUUUUCAUGUCAGAGGUGCUUCUCCGUGGGCAAGGCGAUCUCGGGCUGUGUGGAGUGUGUACGUGGUUUGAGGCGGGGUGCCCUGUCGCCCGCGGCUCAGCUUCACAGACGUAUUGGGACCUCACACCGGUUGAGGAGAAGCUCAUCGCGAUGAAUUCGUGUUAUGGGUUUGUCACCAGGUACAGCAUCCCAAGCAGCCAGAAGCAGACCGCAAGGUACCCGAAGCAUAUCAAGGGCCACAUUACGGUGUUUCCGAAUAACGUGCAGGAGCUGGCCACGAAAGUGCUUCCUCAUCCGCUCGUGCAAGUCAUGGAAGAGAUCCAUGUCUGGUGGCAGGGUGCGGAGAAGCCAGCACCAAGCGACUUGUCAGGCCUAUUGUCAGUGAGGCGACGAGUCGUUGAGAGGGCUCUUGUGUGGCUUAGGAAGAACAAUCCACAUUACGCCGGGAUCGAGAUUGAUGUGGCUGAGAUGGAGAGC